AUGUUCUCCGUUGCAUCCUUGUUGACAAUUAUCCUCCUGGCUUUGUCAACCACGGGAUCGCCCGUUGAAGUCAGCAAUUCCCCCAUCACCCUGCCGAUUGCCAGGAGGUUAAGUGCCCUCAAUGGUACCAUUAACCUCUUGGAGCAGGAUAGAGCUCGCGCCGCUGCCCUCAGGCUUAAAGGCCAAAACUUGAAGAAUGGCGGCCAUGGCGUUCCUAUUGCCAAUGUUGCUACUGGAUACUACAUAGCAGUUGGGAUUGGCAGCCCCCCUACAACUUACGACUUGAUUGUCGACACCGGUACCUCGGACACAUGGAUUGGCGCCAAAAAAGCGUACUCGCAGACCAGCACCAGCAUCGACACUGAGGAGCCUAUGCAGGUCAUCUACGGUUCCGGAUCUGCCUACUUCGAUGGAUUUGAGUACAUCGACACCUUCACUUUCGGCAAUGGGCUCACUAUCCCCCAACAGUCGUUUGGUGUUGCUCUUGAGACGUCGGGCACCUUCGGCGGAGCUGACGGUAUCCUUGGCCUAGGGCCUGUAGACUUGACAGCGGGUACCCUGAUAGAUGAACCGACAACGACGAUUCCAACUGUCACUGACAACUUGCAUAGCCAAGGCACCAUUCAUCGUGAGGUUGUUAGUAUCUCUUUCGAGCCCAUCACUGAAGUGAUGGAGGUCAUCAAUGGAGAACUCACCUUUGGUGGAACUGUCCGUAACAAGCACGGUCCCAUUACGUACAAUCCUAUCACUACCACCAGUCCUGCAUCGAUGUAUUGGGGUAUCGACCAGAGCAUUUCCUAUGGCGACACAACGAUCUUGUCCUCCACUGCUGGUAUCGUCGAUGUUGACACCACUUAUAUUCUCAUUGCCAGCGAUGCUUACGUCGAGUACCAGUUUUUAACCGGUAGUACUACGGAUGCGGCGACUGGUCUUCUCCUCAUUUCCUCUGCCCAGUACGCAGCCCUCGAGAACCUGAGCUUCGGUAUUGGCGGCGUGCGCCAUUUCUGUCGGCUCUCACAUCCCUUGCUUACCAUUUGCACAGGAAACGUACACUCUCACCCCUGCCAAAUCUGGCCUCGUAUUCUCAACACGUACAUUGGUGGCAGUAGCAACGCCAUCUAUCUCGUCAUUACCGACAUCGGUACGCCCAGCGGACAAGGGUUUGAUUUUGUUAACGGCUACCCAUUCGCCGAGCGGUUCUACUGCGUGUUUGAUACCUCCCGCUCCCGCAUCGGGUUUGCUCAAACCCCGUAUACUGAUGCCACCACCAACUAA
This is a messenger RNA of Suillus plorans, 1275 nucleotides long. Its product is annotated as aspartic peptidase domain-containing protein. Lineage: Eukaryota; Fungi; Basidiomycota; Agaricomycetes; Boletales; Suillaceae. Gene Ontology annotation, molecular function: aspartic-type endopeptidase activity. The transcript is spliced from 5 exons. The coding region runs from base 1 to 1275 and encodes 424 amino acids. The record is from RefSeq and is a predicted model, not a curated record. Gene Ontology annotation, biological process: proteolysis.